AUGAGCAGGACCGCAGGCUGCUGGCAGAGCUGCGUGCGUCACGUGUUUCAUUAUGAAACAGUUAAAACGUUGGUUAUUCCAAACGUCCGGGUAGGAUGUGUCUUCAGGUUCACGCAGCUCCUGGUGCUGCUGUAUGUGGUGGGGUAUGUGUGUGUGGUGCAGAAGUCCUACCAGGAGAAAGAAUCUGUCGUCAGCACCGUCACCACUAAAGUCAAAGGUUUCGCCUUCACAAACACGUCUACCGGUAAUUGGAAGUUUUGGGAUGUGGCUGAUUAUGUUAUACCACCUCAGGGAGAGACAUCACUAUUUGUUUUAACCAAUAUGGUCGUCACCCCCCAUCAAACUCAGACACGAUGUCCGGAGCUUCCAAACCCGUCCACGACGUGUGUGGAUGACUGUGACUGCAUCGAGGGACUGAGUGACCCCCGAGGCAACGGUAUACAGACCGGGCUGUGUGAGAACUUUUCCACGACUGUCCGGACCUGCGAGGUGCUCUCAUGGUGCCCUCUGGAAAUAGACUCUGAGCUGCCCGAACGUGCACUGCUGGCUUCAGCGGAGAACUUCACUCUGUUCAUAAAAAACAGCAUAACGUACCCGAAGUUUAACUUUCACAGAAGAAACAUAGGAUCACAUAUUAGCUCCUCGUACCUGCAGAGCUGUGAGUUCCAUCGUGCCACAGACCCUGAAUGCCCCAUCUUCCGCCUCAAACACAUCGUUUCAGAGGCCGGAGAGGAAUUUCAAGAAAUGGCUGUAAAGGGCGGUGUCCUCGGUAUUAUUAUUGACUGGAGCUGUGACCUGGACUGGUGGGCAGAGACUUGUCACCCCAAGUACAGCUUCCGCAGGCUGGACAAAGAUCCUGCCAGUAAUUUGGCUCCUGGAUACAACUUCAGGUUUGCAAAAUACUACAAAACCCAAAACGAAGAGGAGUUCAGAACCUUAUUCAAAGCGUACGGGAUCCGGUUUGACGUCAUUGUAUUUGGAACUGCAGGAAGGUUUAGCAUUGUACCCACCAUAGUGAACUUGGGUGCAGCUUUAGCUUUCCUCAGUUUGGUUCCUGUGGUUUCUGACUGGUUUAUGUUGACAUGCAUGAGGAAAGGAGAUCUUUACAGCAGACAUAAAGUCACACACCUUCAUGAGGACGGUGACGCUGAAGCAGAGUUAACGAGCACCAGUUAUGGAACCCAGUAGCAGGUUCAGGUCAGAAGAAUCUGAACCUGCUCCAAAAACAUCCUUCAUGUAACUAAGUUCAAAUCAAGUGCACUUAGGUUCUUAGGUUUUCUCUUGUACUUUACUCGAGUAUUUCUAUUUUCUGCUACUUUGUACUUCUACUCCACUACAUUUAUGU
Messenger RNA from Cottoperca gobio, 1345 nucleotides. It is a transcript of the gene p2rx4b, whose product is annotated as purinergic receptor P2X, ligand-gated ion channel, 4b. Gene Ontology annotation, biological process: response to ATP; calcium ion transmembrane transport. NCBI's taxonomy places the organism in Eukaryota, Metazoa, Chordata, Actinopteri, Perciformes, Bovichtidae. The transcript is spliced from 12 exons. The record is from RefSeq and is a predicted model, not a curated record. Gene Ontology annotation, molecular function: extracellularly ATP-gated monoatomic cation channel activity; purinergic nucleotide receptor activity; ATP binding. Gene Ontology annotation, cellular component: plasma membrane. The coding region runs from base 1 to 1188 and encodes 395 amino acids.